Molecule: messenger RNA, 1404 nt
Organism: Paramecium tetraurelia
Lineage: Eukaryota; Ciliophora; Oligohymenophorea; Peniculida; Parameciidae
Exons: 3
Biological process (GO): 7-methylguanosine mRNA capping
Molecular function (GO): ATP binding; mRNA guanylyltransferase activity
Source: RefSeq, a predicted model, not a curated record
AUGGAAGGAUAUUAUGAAAACCCUGGGAUUUUUAUAAAUAAGUUGCUACAAUAAGAUGAUUAGAGUGAUUUUGAAGAAGAAUUUGUUUGGCUUUAAAAUGCAUUGAAAUCCCUCAAUUAAUAAUUACGCGGCACAAAUCAAGGAGGACCUGAAUUUAUUGGAGCACAUCCUAAAUCAUUAUCAAAGGCAAAAUUAGCCUAAAUUAAAAAGGAGAUGGUUGAUUGGCUAGUUUGUGAAAAAACAGAUGGAGUGAGAUAUUUGUUAAUUAUCUUAAACAAUGGACAUUGCUAUUUUACAGGUAGAAAUUUAGGGGGUUUAAAUGCUUCAAAUAACCCAUAUCAAUUACAUCUUGUUAAAAUUAGAGUUCCAUCACAAUUAAUAAAUCCAUAAGAAUUGCAAAUACUUGAAAUGUUUGAUGGAGAGCUAAUAAUCGAAAAUUAUCCAAAUAAUACUUAAGCGCUAAACUAUUUAAUAUUCGAUACACUGAUACAUAAUGCAAAUAAUACUUCAAAAUACUAAUAUUAUGAUAGAUUGAGAUGUGCUUAAGAAUACUUGGAAUUGAGAAAGGUUCUAAAAAAGUUAGGUCCUUUAUAAAACAUAGAUUUUCAACCUUUGAAAAACUUUCCAAAAAUUAGAUGCAUUUUAAAAGAUUUUUUUUAUGCAGAUAAAGUAAGGUAUAUUUUCAACAAUUAUAUACCCUUGUUACCUCAUGGAAAUGAUGGACUUAUUUUUACAAAGAAUACUUUUCCUUAUGUGUCUGGUACAAAUGAAAAUAUAGUUAAAUGGAAACCACCAGAAAAAAACACAAUUGAUUUUUUGAUAUGCCCAAAUAAAAAAAUCACAGUUACAGAUUCUAAUUAUGGUUUAUUGGAAUUGUAUGUGAUGUUCAAUUAAAAAUAAAUAAAACAUUUCUUUCUAUUUGAUUUUAUCUAUGCUAAAAAAGAAUUAAUCGAGGAAGUUUAAGCUUAAAUCUUAAAUUAAAUAGAAAGGCUUGAAAAUCUUGGAUAGCAUGAAGGUGUAAAAGGAGUUGUAGCAGAGUGUAAAUUAGAGAGAUUACAGGCGCCUGUUGUAAAAAUAUAAGCUCUUUAUGAUUUAAAUAAAAAUAAUAUUUACGAUGAGUCAAGAGUUGAGAACUUUUAUUAAUAACUGUUAAGAAAUACAGAAUUAGCGUUUAGAUUAGAUUCUCAAUUAUUGCAAAAUUAAAUUAGUUUAUUGAAAGACAUAAGGGAAAGAAUUCAUUUAAAGUAUAACUUUAAAUUCAAUUGGGUUAUUGAAAAAUAUCGAACAGAUAAGACAAGUGCUAAUGCAUUGUUUGUAGCAUAAAACUUACUCGAAAUUAUAAGCGAGGACUUAAAAUAAUUAGAAUUAAUAGAAAUUUUAGAAAAAAAGGAAACUUUAUAAUGA